UCUGGGAGAGAGGCCCGAGGAACUGCUGGUUGCUGUGGCUUUUUCCUGUUUCUACCAAUACAACCAGGCAAAGGGGGCUUGGAUAUUACAUUCCCAGUGCUGGAGAUGCCCUGGCCAGUUCUUCCCUGGCCCACCCACUUUCCUCAUGCUUGAGUGGACCUCUCGGGUCAACAGCUGUGUGAAGAGUGAUGAGCAUGUCCUGGAGGAGUUAGAAACUGAAGGGGAGAGGCAGCUGAAAAGCCUCCUUCAACAUCAGCUUGAUACUUCUGUUUCCAUUGAGGAAUGUGUUUCUAAAAAAGAGAGCUUUGCCCCUGGUACUAUGUACAAGCCCUUUGGGAAGGAAGCUGCUGGGACUAUGACUUUGUCUCAGUUCCAGACACUACAUGAAAAAGACCAGGAAACUGCUUCUCUCAGGGAACUAGGACUUAAUGAAACAGAAAUCUUGAUAUGGAAAAGCCAUGUUUCAGGUGAAAAGAGGACAAGGUUGAGGGCAACUCCUGAAGCAAUACAAAAUCAUCUUCAGGAUAUUGAAAAAAGGAUCUCAGAGCGUCAGCGCAUCCUUUGCCUGCCACAGAGAUUUUCAAAGAGUAAGCAGCUGACCCGGCGAGAAAUGGAAAUUGAAAAGUCUUUAUUUCAGGGAUCGGAUCGUCACUCCUUCCUUAAGGCUCUUUAUUAUCAAGCAUACCACAAAAAGACAAGUACAGACAAGUACAUGACCUCAAUGAAGAGGAAGAUAAAAUUAGGCACAAAAGAUGAACCCCCAAAGAAGAACAAAGGUGAUCCUGUGAACAACCUGGAAAGUUUUUACCACGAGAUGAUAAUGAAAAAACGUCUUGAAGAGUUCCAACUUAUGAGAGGUGAACCCUUUGCUUCCCACUCACUGGUCUCAGCUACAUCAGUGGGUGAUAGUGGCACAGCUGAGAAUCCAUCAUUACUCCAAGACAAGGGAAAACAGGCAGCACAGGGUCAAAAUCCCAGUCUCCAUGUGGCAAAAAUUAUUGAAUUUUCACCUGAGCAGUGUUGUACUGGGCCUAAGAAGCUGACGCAGCCUAUAGAAUUUGUCCCAGAAGAUGAGAUCCAGAGAAAUCGUUUGUCAGAGGAAGAGAUCCGAAAAAUUCCUAUGUUUUCUUCAUAUAAUCCAGGGGAACCAAACAAGGUGUUAUACCUAAAGAAUCUUAGUCCUCGGGUGACUGAAAAUGAUCUCAUCUCAUUAUUCGCUCGAUUCCAAGAAAGAAAAGGACCUCCUAUUCAAUUUCAAAUGAUGACUGGACGAAUGAGGGGACAAGCAUUCAUCACCUUUCCCAGUAAAGAGAUAGCAUGGCAAGCAUUGCAUCUUAUAAAUGGCUAUAAACUGCAUGGAAAAAUACUGGUGAUCGAAUUUGGAAAGAACAAAAAGAAGCAGUCACAUCUCCAGUCUUCUUCUCCCAUAUCUUCUCCAGAUAAUAGCACAGCAAGCAGUGGGAGCUGAAUGCAUAUAUUCAUUCUUGUAGAAGGAUAUAGGAUUUGUAUAUAGAUGGAAAUUUGAUUGGUGUUGAACAGGAUAACUUAGAAUUGAAAAAUUAGGACAAUUUGUUUUAGCUUUUGAAGAGAAUUGGUGCAGUUCUACAAUCAGAGACUAUAUAGACAGAAAAAAAAAAAACUAUAGGACAGAUAAUAUCCUGAGUGUUAAAGACAAUAUUCAAAGAUUACAUAGGAAAGAAUACCAUGAUUAUUAAGGUAAUUUUAAAAAAAAACACAACUUUCUCAGGAUAAAUUACAUAGGAUUAUUUCUGAAGAUUUUAUAAAAUCUUUCAUAUUUUCUGGAGUCUUUAGUAUGUACCCCUACAGAUAACAUUCUGUCCAGAAAUGCCUCUUCUGUGCAAAAUUUUAAACCAAAUUAAAUAUUAAACCAUUUAUUUAUUAGAACUCAUUUACUUCUAAUUUUAUCUACUUAGCAAAUAAAAGGUCUCCCUCUCUCCCAGCUCCAGACCUAAGUGUCAACUACUAUUUUGUCAGAACUGUCAGCAGUAACAGUAAGUAGUUCCAUAGGUUAUUCAAUAAAUUUAAUGAUGGCUCCCCCACUGUUACCAAUCUUCAGAAAGAUCUAUACUUUUUUUAAUAACAUCUUUUAGACAAAAACAUCAGUGGUCUCAUGGCCAUUUGGGCUAGAUGCUGUUGAGUAAUCAUUGAAUUUAAAGCAAUAAGCAUUAAAUACAUUGAAUAAUUUUGUAAUAUAUGUUAAAUAUUAGGUUAAUUAAAUUCCUCAUAUAAAAAACCCUAUUUUUCAAAAGUGAAGAUAAAGCAUUCACACAUUUAAAAAAAAAAAAACUGGAGAAAUUCUGGCCAAUAGACCUCACAAGAAAUAAA
This is a messenger RNA of Jaculus jaculus (lesser Egyptian jerboa), 2346 nucleotides long. It is a transcript of the gene Rbm41, whose product is annotated as RNA binding motif protein 41. The coding region runs from base 146 to 1468 and encodes 440 amino acids. The record is from RefSeq and is a predicted model, not a curated record. Gene Ontology annotation, biological process: mRNA splicing, via spliceosome. The transcript is spliced from 8 exons. Lineage: Eukaryota; Metazoa; Chordata; Mammalia; Rodentia; Dipodidae. Gene Ontology annotation, molecular function: U12 snRNA binding; pre-mRNA intronic binding. Gene Ontology annotation, cellular component: U12-type spliceosomal complex.